UUUAGCAUUUUCUUGUUGUUAUUAGUUUAUCAAAAGCUAUGUAACUGACUUAAAAUAUUUUACUUACCUUUUCCUAAACUAUUGUUCAAACUUUGAGGUUAUGUUUUCCCCGAUGAAAAACGUGAGCUUGAAAAUUCGACAAAAAGUAUUAGUGUUGAUUCUAAUUCACUAAUUAUUGUUACAAAACCACCCAAAGCCUCAUAGUUACAGUAUUGCUUAUCAAGACUGAAGAAAUUCACAUAAUAGUGUCAUUUUUAUUACUUUUGUCAUCAAUCAUUCAACUUAGCAAUGCUUUUCAAUUUCAAUUAAAUUCUCCCGACUUCCAUCCUUGGCGCAUUUACGAAAAAAUGUUCCGGAUCAACCAUCUUCUAAAACUAAAAAACGUUACAAUCAAAAUCCUCCAGAGAUCUCCAGUUGAGGCUUCAAGAUGUAUAGGCCUUCAACGGGUCCAGUUCAUCCAUCCGGCACGGUUCUAUUCAAAAAGUAGCGACGAUGGUGGCAAAAAGGUACAAGAUGGUAAAGACAAAGCAUGUGAAGAGAAAAAAACCCAAAAACAGCGUCCUAAAUUGGUCCUAAGAGAAUGUAAACCUGUUGAUAUCCAUCCUUGCACGCCGCCCCCUCCUCCUCCACCAUCGAAAUUGCCUCACAUUAAUCAGGAAGAUUGCCCAGUCAAACCCACACUAGAAAGUGAAUGUCCACAAGCUAAACAGGAACCGCCCCCAGAAUGUCCACACGAUGAGGGCAGCAAGUGGGAUAAUUACAAAAAUGCCGUUCUAGUUGGGCUUUUAAUAGCAGCAGCAACACUCGGAGCUUUGUACUACGUUGGAUACUUUGAAGAUAAAACUAAACCGAAAAAACUUGUGGCGGUAAAGAAAAAGAAAGCAAAAAGAGCACCUGUUAAAGACCCUCCAACAUCAAAAGAUAUCCCAAAUCAAGUCCCUUAUUUGUUGAUCGGGGGUGGUACUGCGUCAUUUGCGGCCUUUCGUGCAAUCAAAUCAGCUGAUCCAACAGCAAAAGUUUUAGUUGUUACUAAUGAAUCAUUUCACCCCUACAUGCGACCCCCUUUAUCAAAAGAAAUGUGGUUCAAUGAGGACGAAGAAUCUGUUAAAAAGCUCAUCUUUAAGCAAUGGAAUGGAUCCGAACGAAACCUUUAUUACGAGCCUGAAGACUUUUAUAUUAAGUGUCAAGAUUUAUUAAAGAACGAAAAUGGGGGCGUAGCCGUCGCUAGAGGCUACAAAGUGACUCGCCUUGAUGUCAUAAACCGAAUCGCCUAUCUCGAAGACGGCUACGCCAUUGAAUACAACAAGUGCCUAAUCGCCACUGGGGCCACUCCCAAAAUGCUCAACGUGUUCGAAGCCGCAUGCGCCGACCCCCAAAUCGACGAAAAAGUCAAACUUUUCCGCAACAUCUACGACUUUGAAGAAGUCUACGACGCUUUCGAAGAGUCAAAAUCCAUCGCGAUAGUCGGGGGAGGAUUCCUCGGGAGUGAAUUAGCGUGUGCUUUGGCUCGCAAAGGCAAAAGAAAAAAGAAAACUGUUUAUCAACUUUUCCGCGAACACGGCAACAUGGGGAAAAUCCUGCCUGAAUACUUGAGUUCUUGGACCACUAAUAAAGUCCGCGCUGAAGGCGUCAACGUCGUGAACAACACUGAGGUCAUCGGAGUGAAGCACGAAGAAGGCAAACUGGUUCUAAUCUUAAGCGAUGGUAAAAUGAUAAGAGUUGAUAAUGCCAUUUUGGCCGUUGGUGUGGAACCGAAUACGGAUCUGGCCCAAAAGUCGGGUCUGGAAGUUGAUCCGGAACUUGGGGGCUUCCUUGUCAAUACUGAACUGAUGGCCCGGUCUAACUUGUACAUCGCUGGGGAUUGCGCUUGUUUUUAUGAUGUUAAGUUGGGCCGCCGACGAGUGGAACAUCAUGAUCAUGCGGUGGUCACCGGACGUUUGGCUGGGGAGAAUAUGACAGGGGGCACUAAGCCCUAUGUGCAUCAAAGCAUGUUUUGGUCUGAUUUAGGGCCAGAUGUUGGGUAUGAAGCCAUAGGAAUAGUUGAUUCGUCUUUACCCACAGUGGGGGUUUUUGCGAAAGCUUCUGAUAAGGAUACUCCCAAAGCUGUGGUUACUGAGACCGGUGAAGGGAUCAGAUCGAAAAUGGAAGCACAGGAGCAGAAGACUGGGGACGAGACUGAUCACAAAGAAGAUAAAAAGGACAAGAAGGAGGAUUACGGCAAAGGGAUUAUUUUUUAUCUAAGGGAUGAUGUGGUUGUAGGGAUUGUUCUAUGGAAUGUGUUUAAUCGAAUGUCGAUUGCCAGGCAGGUACUAAAAGAUGAGAGAAAAUACGACGAUUUGAAUGAAGUGGCGAAGCUGUUUAACAUUCACGAAGAUUAACAUUCCGGCAGUCGAUUAAUUUUAAUUUGAUAAGAAAUUUAGACCGAUUUGAGUUUGUUCAAAUGUAUAUAGAAAGGAUAAAAAUACACAUUUUUGUCAAAA
Molecule: messenger RNA, 2480 nt
Organism: Tribolium madens (black flour beetle)
Lineage: Eukaryota; Metazoa; Arthropoda; Insecta; Coleoptera; Tenebrionidae
Gene: AIF
Product: apoptosis-inducing factor 1, mitochondrial
Exons: 6
Coding region: 348-2378 (676 amino acids)
Biological process (GO): apoptotic process; mitochondrial respiratory chain complex assembly
Cellular component (GO): cytoplasm; mitochondrion
Molecular function (GO): NAD(P)H oxidase H2O2-forming activity; protein dimerization activity; FAD binding
Source: RefSeq, a predicted model, not a curated record